This is a messenger RNA of Lotus japonicus, 2373 nucleotides long. RefSeq names its product cysteine-rich receptor-like protein kinase 3. NCBI's taxonomy places the organism in Eukaryota, Viridiplantae, Streptophyta, Magnoliopsida, Fabales, Fabaceae. Gene Ontology annotation, biological process: protein phosphorylation. Gene Ontology annotation, molecular function: ATP binding; protein kinase activity. Bases 129 to 2090 code for a protein of 653 amino acids. The transcript is spliced from 7 exons. The record is from RefSeq and is a predicted model, not a curated record.
UUGACUUCAAACCAUACAACAUUAUUUUAUACAACACUUGAUAUUGUUAAUGCAGCAGCUUCAAUCUCUCAUUCCAAACCAAACACAAACACAGAAAAACAGAGAGAAGAAAAUUUCCAACUUCUUCAAUGCCUUCUUCUUCUUCCAAACCCUCUCUGUUCUUCUUCCUUUGUUGCUUUGUAGCUACUGUGCUAUGCGACCCACGAGCACAAAAAGCAGCUCUGUUAUGCACCAACAAAACAGCAUCAUCAUCAACUCAACAAUCCUUCAUAGCAAACUUUCUAGCAGCAAUGGACGCGUUGACUCCUCUGAUCACAAGUCAAAGAUACGGUGCAGUUGUGAACGGGUCAACUCAGAGUGAUCAAAACGCCACUGUUUACGCUUUCGGUGAGUGCAUGAAGGAUCUUUCUCAAUCUGACUGCAACUUGUGCGUUGCUCAGUGCAAGACCCAGAUCCUCCGUUGCUUCCCGUUUCAGCGAGGGAUUCGCGGUGGGAGGCUCUUCUAUGAUGGGUGCUACCUCAGGUACGAUGACUAUAGUUUCUUCAACGAGAGUCUUGGUGGUCAAGACACGACGGUGUGUGGGGACAGUGAUUUUGGUGGGAACAGUAGCUCUGUUUUUGAAGCUAAUGCUAUGGAUUUGGUGAGGAAUUUAAGUGUUUUAGCGCCGAAGAAUGAUGGGUUCUUUGUGGGGUUUGUGGAUAGAAGGAAUGUUUCUGUUUAUGGGUUGGCUCAGUGUUGGGAAUUUGUCAAUGGCACUGCCUGCAAGCAAUGCUUGGCAGAUGCGGUUACUAGGAUUGCUUCUUGUGCGGGUAAAGAAGAAGGGAGGGCGUUUAAUUCUGGUUGUUACUUGAGGUAUUCUACCAAGAAGUUCUAUGACAAUUCAACCAGUGAUGCAGCACCUGCAGGAAGUCAUGGACACCGGAAAGUUGCCAUAAUUCUGGCUUCAUCUUUUGCUGCGGUGGCUCUUCUGCUGGUUAUUGCAUCAGUUGUUUUCUUUACAAGGAAGAAUCUAAUGGCGAGGAGAAGAGAAAGAAGAAGGUUUGGUGCAUUUUUGGACACUGUGAACAAGUCCAAGCUAAAUGUGCCAUAUGAAAUUCUGGAAAAAGCAACUAAUUACUUUAACGAUGCAAAUAAGCUUGGGCAAGGAGGAUCAGGUUCCGUUUAUAAAGGAGUUAUGCCAGAUGGAAAUACUGUGGCUAUUAAAAGACUUAGCUUUAACACAACACAAUGGGCUGAUCAUUUCUUCAACGAGGUUAAUUUGAUCCGCGGCAUUCAUCACAAAAACCUUGUAAAGCUGUUGGGGUGCAGCAUUACAGGCCCUGAGAGCCUUCUUGUUUAUGAAUAUGUGCCUAACCAAAGCCUCCUUGAUCACUUUUCUGUUAGAAGGAUUUCUCAACCACUGACCUGGGAAGUCAGGCACAAGAUCAUAUUAGGAAUUGCAGAGGGUUUGGCCUACCUACAUGAGGAAUGUCAUGUGAGAAUCAUUCAUAGAGACAUAAAAUUAAGCAACAUUCUACUUGAGGAUGACUUCACAGCCAAGAUUGCUGAUUUUGGACUUGCUAGAUUAUUUCCAGAAGACAAGUCUCACAUUAGCACAGUCAUUGCUGGGACAUUGGGUUAUAUGGCUCCUGAGUAUGUAGUUUGUGGGAAGUUGACUGAGAAAGCAGAUGUGUACAGUUUUGGAGUUCUAGUUGUUGAAAUUGUAUCUGGUAAAAGAAACAGCUCCUAUGUUCUAAAUUCAUCCUCUAUCCUACAAACGGUUUGGAGACUUUAUGGAUCAAAUAGGCUAACUGACAUUGUUGAUCCAAUCCUACGGGGUAUUUUUCCCGCUGAGGAAGCCUGCCGACUACUUCAGAUUGGGUUGCUUUGUGCUCAAGCAUCAGCUGAGUUGAGACCAUCAAUAUCAGACGUUGUUAAAAUGAUCAAUGGCAGUCAUGAAAUUCCUCAGCCAACGCAACCGCCAUUUAUCAAUUCUUCUAGUUCAGAACUCAGCAAAUCUAGUUUACCUGGAUAUAACUUUCACCCUGCAUCAUCUAACACUCAAUCUUCAGGAGAUGCCACAACUGAAAGUCUGUUAGAGCCUAGAUGAGAUGCACUUCACAAUCCUUCUCCUGCAACAUUUUUGUGCAUACAAUCCCAAAAGUUUCUUUACAAAAGCUGUUGGUAUUGGCAAGCUUCCCUUCUUAACAAGCGUGGUUUCGAUUAUCAGCAAGGAAUUGCCCCUACUUACGUCUCUGAAUUGAAGGGCCAGUAUGAACCAACUGCCAAGGGCUUGAACCGGAUGCUAUGUACAGAUUAACAAGCAAGUCUUUUUUUGUAUAAGCAAAAUAAAGUUAUUGAAACUGAAGUUAAUGCCUGAAGUUAAUUUGUCA